Molecule: messenger RNA, 1100 nt
Organism: Heterobilharzia americana
Lineage: Eukaryota; Metazoa; Platyhelminthes; Trematoda; Strigeidida; Schistosomatidae
Source: the annotation of a GenBank genome assembly
GUUGUUGUUGUUGUUGUUGGGGAUGUCACCCAUUCUGAUGGCGGGAUCUCUUUGUCAAUGCAAGCUAUGAGUAAGUGAAAUUUGUCUGGCUGGUUUAAUGUACAUCUAGCCAACACAAACUGUGUCAACUAUCAUCUUACACCUGAAACAUUGAGGUUCGGAGGAAUUAAACUUCAACAGAAGAAAGCAGACCACAUGGAUUUGUGGAUGGGAUAAUGUAGAAGUUCAGUCAAUCAAUUUUAAGAUUUAAUCUCCUCUUUCUUAUUGACAGGUAAAUAAGUGUUUGUCAAUGUUACAUCUAUGAAACGUGGAUUUCCUGAAGCCUUGCAAGCAAGGAUUCAUGAUAUGAGUUAGGGGAACGUGUUGAUCGUAAUAGACUGGUUCGAAUAGCGAUCAGCUCACCCGCAUUCAGUCUUUUGCUGAACAAGUGAACUUUCUGCUAUCAGUCACCUUUUCCAAUGUGAACACUUUACGCAUGCAGAAUAUUUUACAGGCGAACUUUAUUUACAACAUGGAAUAACUGUGAACCACUUCAUGUUAAAGUAUGAAUCCACUGGAAGAUGGAGACAUCAGUGGACAAAAGUGAAGGACUGGAUGUAUAGAAGUGGAUAUGUCGUAAGAAUCACUGUCCAGUAUGCUGGAAAACACUCCACUGAAACACACUCGCCUUCAAUUACAACUUCUUGUUCGCUUGCUUACACGACGAGAAGAGUGUUUACAUUCACGAAGGACUUUCAGCAAUCUGAAGACAACCUGUAAGGACAGCUGUGAUGUUUGGAGCAAAUAUCUGUAUGCUUUGUGGAGGAGACAUUCAGCUAAAUUAAUGAAGAUUAAAAAUGGUGCAUGUAGAAACUGGAAUGAAUUCAAGGCCGUAGAUGCUGAUUGAACGAACUAACCUGAAGUCAUUAGAGUCUUCAAUGGUUUUUGCAAAUAAUCCUCUCCAGUAUUGGGAAGAGUUGAUCCUGACACUUUCUUCUAUAUCAUUGUAUGAUAUAUAGAAUGUGAGGUCAAGUUUAACUUCACCUGAUCAGUGGAAUCAUACAACUCCGUUGCUGGAGUACUGGUUUCACUGACUAGAGUCUCUGAGAUACAGGUUUAUG